This is a messenger RNA of Podarcis lilfordi (Lilford's wall lizard), 16135 nucleotides long. The record is from the annotation of a GenBank genome assembly. Lineage: Eukaryota; Metazoa; Chordata; Lepidosauria; Squamata; Lacertidae.
AGGCGACGAGGGCUUUUGAAAUAUCAGCCUGUGAUAGGUCCCGGCCACGGCGGGGGUGUCCCUUUUUCAGCGUGUUCUAAAAGCCUAGGGCUAGCCGAAGCCGUUUCGCGGUGCCUCCCUUGCGCGCUCCCUGUCCUUGAGCACUUGGUACGUUCCCAUCUAACUCCAGGGGAUAAAUAGCGGCAAGCCAAGGCACCGGCUGCGAAGCGACGCGGGAGAGACUGGGCGCUUCCAUUGUGCAACUCGAAGCAGGCUCCGCAAAAGCGCAUCAUGGAUCAUCCCGGGCAGACGGAAUUGUGGAAGGCGCAGACGCUGGAUGAGCUGAUCCAGAUCCUGCAUCGGUUGUUCUCCGGCGACAAAGUCAAUGUGGCAGAAGUGCAAACCUUAAUGGAAACUUACGAGAGCAAUCCGGAGGAGUGGCUCAAAUAUGCUCAGUUUGACCAGUUCAGGUAAACUCAGUGGGAAUCAAGGGGAUUAGUUCGCCUGAACAAGCAAGCGGGUGACAAGCUGUCUGGUUUAUUACUGUAGGAUAAGCUAUUCUCCUGGGAACGAAAAGCGGUCGAUAUGUGCUUUUAAAAUGAGAGCCGCUUUGCUUGAAAUGCCAAACGGACGUGAUUUUCUUGGAGCAUUUCAUUAAGUUUGGUACAAAAUGAGUGCGGAUCUUUUAGAAAUUAAAUAGCAAUCUACUCUCCAGGCGCACUUCUACUUUGUUUGCACGCUUGAUGUUCGUAGGUGUUGCAAAUCCAAAUAUCUUGCUCAGAUUCCUUUCCGUGUAUCUUUUAGCGUUUGCUACAUAUGUAAUUUGUUGCUAAUAGCUAACAUAUGUGUUGUGCAGAUAGUGGCUCCUUUUUUUUUUUUUUUUAGCAGCUUGCAUUCAGGCCAGCGGUUUGAGUUGCUCAAAUCUCCCUUUUGAGAAGUGGGAAGCUGCGCAGCUUGGAGGUGGUUGGCACUUUAAAGACAAGACCUUAGAAACAGCUGGAAUGAAAAUGCCUACAGAAAACUUUUUGGCAGGCCUCCCAGGUGGACUAACUGGCAGCCAUCCCUUCAGCUGCAAGUACAGCGACGUGCCCAAGUCUAGUUCAAAGCACCCCAGGAGUGGGUCAAGGUGACAAGAUUAACACCAGGCUUUUGGGUCACAACCUUUCUUGCUAGUUUGGGCUUCAUUUUGUAGCUUGUGUGUUUUUUUGGUGUUUUUUUCCACGACUAGCCUGUUAGAUGUUAAACUUUGACUGGUUUAUCUUGCAACAUUAGGGCUUUUCCAAAGUUGUUUUCCUCUUCUUUCUUGGGCAUUCCAGUCCAUUUGAAAUGGCACUCCAGAACAAAGCAAUAUGCCUGGUGGUGAAAAUCUAGAGGCAGCCUAAUAAAGGUAGAGUUAAUGUGCCCUCCAGGUGGUGGUAGACCACAACUUCCAUUAUUACUGACUAUUGAAAAUGCUGAUGGAGCUGUAGUCCCAACAACAACUUCUCAAGGGCAUCAUAUUACCUACUGUACUCCUGGCCUAAAACAUGUGCCAGGAGCGGGGGUGAGGUGAAGGCACUAAUGAGAUGUCUACUGAAUACUGUUCCAAAUCUUGUGUCACAAAAGUCCUGUGCCUCCCUUAAUUACUGGAUAAUCAUCACUAAUUGUUUUUCUCAGAGGCCUGUUUCAUAAUCUGUAGUAUUGAACAAGGCUAAAUUCAGCCAUUGGUAGCUGUUAAAUAGUUGGUGAUUCGCAUCUACAUUUCCUUUCCAUAUGGACUGCAUGAAGCACCAGCAAGCCCCUCUCUGGGAAUUGUCAAUGCAUCAGAGUCACAAAAAAUAUUGCAGCUGUGCGAACUCCUAGUCAUACAGUAAUUCCCUCUCCAUCAGCACUAGUACAACUAUUCAAACAUUAAAUUUUAGCCUUAAUCAAGAGCAUGGAUUAAGGCAGCUAGCCUUUUUUUUGCAGUCUGAGGUUCACUGCCAAAAGUGAAUUGUCACUUUUAAGCAGGGUUUUGCAAAUGGUGCAAAGUCCACCUUAUUUUUCUGGCGUUUUUCCCCUUGAAGAAAGAAAUGCAGGUUAUAAUUUUUAUUUUUUAAUAACUGGCCACUGAACCACAAUUUGACCAUACUAAUUUGAGUGUGAUGGAGGAUGAACUUGGAUGACCAAAAGUGCCUCCAGCCACUUGGUAGGCUAGUUGUCUGUUACUUCCUGUCAAGUGGCAAUGAACAAUAGGAUAUAUCAUUUAUAUGGCAUUUUAAAGUUUUAAAACAAUCCACAUCUAUUAUUAAUACAUAAUUAUAUAUAACAUAAGCAGAAGCAGCAUGCAUCACCAGCUGGUGGUUUUCAUUAAUGAUGAUGCAUGCUGCUGCUACUAUAGUGAGUACAUAAUUGUACUGCACAUGCUUAACUAUACCUGACCAGAAAUCCAGGUAUGAGCAAUCACUGGCUAUUUUCCUCUAAAACUUGCCCAAGACAUUACAUGCACAUCAGAUGUGCCCCUAUAAUCAUAAUUGCAUUGUUUAUCCCUUAACCAUUUUGAGUAUAGGUACUCCUGCAGUAUACAUAUAUAUGGUCACUUCAUGGUGUUCAGGCUCUCCCAAUGUGGUGAAAAUCACCAAAGCAACUUCAGAACUUGCUUCACUCAAAUGGCUGCAUGCACAGCAGUUUGUUUGAAUAAAUCAGCAUGACUGUUGAUUAACCCUUAAUACUGAAACUAAAGCAUCUUUUUUAUGGAGCUAUUCAUAGUGAUUAGUGGAAACAUAAAAGUGGGUUCUUCAGUUCAUCCAGAUUAUCAUGUGUGUUGUAUAGUGUGUACGGCACAAACUGAACCUUAUCCCGUGACCUGUUAUUUCCAGCUUCUGCCUCACUGAAGAGACCAUAAACCAUACAAUGAUCCACUGGAUGGCACUGGGGUCCUAUUCUGAUACUCUCCCUACAGAAAAGUGUGUGUGUGUUGAUAAUACAUUUAUAAUUAGCUUAAAUGCCAGUUUCUCUGCAAAUGCAUUUUUAGCAGAAGUUAAAACAGGUAUUUCUUAAUCCCAUAUCAAGCCUCCUCUCUUCUGGUUCCUGUUCUUUGGCACACUUUCCCUCUAAAUGAUUAACUUAUGUAGGUGACAAUAAGUCAUCUUCAGUGUUUCUUUGUAAGCAGCAGCAACAGAAAAGGCACAUGAAUAGCCAAUUCAUUAGGGAGGCUGAUAAUCAAAUCAAGAGGAUGGCAGGGGCUCUAAGAUGCAGAUUCCACUUCUGCUUUUAGUUCAGAGUAUCGUAUUUGGGAAGGGGGUUAGGAGGGAGACUUAAGUUCAAUCCAUUAUGUGCUGCAAAACAUACUGGAUGGUCUGUAGCAGUCUGGCAUACUUGCCUAUUGGGCUUUACACCAGCCCUGAAGGCUGAAUAUUAGCAAAGUGGCUAACAAUAAAAAAGUAAAAACAAUUCACAAUGAAUAUUAAACACAGCAGAUAAAUUUCAGCUAAGCCUUUUUUGUGAGUGUGUGGCUGUCAACCAGAUGGUUGGUGUUUCAAGCCCACCCAGGAAUGGCUGUGGGUGGGAUUCCUGCAUUGCAAAGGGUUAGACUAGAGGACCCUUUAGGUCCCUUCCAACUCUGAUUCUGUGAUCUAUGGCCCUGAAGACAUGAGAAUUACUCACAGGAAAGCCUCCCUUGUAGGGGAAAUAUCUCACAACCAGGCUGCCAUAGCCCAGAUCUACGAGGGUCCCCUGCCUGAAACCCCGGAAAGGUAGAUAAUAUUAAGCUAGAUAGACCUAUGAUCUGCCUUGUUUGAAGGCCCCUUCCCAUGGCGUGUUUCACCCUCUGAGUGCAGGCUGGGGUUCUCUUUGGGGGCUGCUGGGUGACCCCACUGGGGCGCGAGAGCGGCGCAUCCACGGCGCCCGCAGCCCCGCCCACUCCUUUUGACUGCUUUCUCCCGGCUUCUCCCAAGUGCCACGCAUUGAAGGUUUAGAGGCAGAGGGAGGGCGGGGACCCGGUGGCCAAUCAGAGCCGCUUUUGAGCAACACCCCUGAAGGGUUGGGCCAAUGAGAGCUGGCUCGAGGUAAAUAGCAGCCCGAGCCUCCCGGGGAGGCUGGAACUUGUAUUUUUUUUUUUUUUUUGUACUUUUAUAAGAAUCGAUGGAGGGGCGUUGGCAGUCUUGGAGGACAAUGUCUAGUUCAUAGGGCUGUGGCCCGCAAAUGACUUAAGCAGCAGGCUAUUACUGCGCGAAUUGAUGUGCCUUCUUGGUCGCUUUUUGCAAAUAAACUGCUUUCGAAAUGUUAACGAGGAGGAAAACGAAUGGCUGACAUCAAGCCAGGUUUUUUUGUUUUUCCUGAUCUGUGUCAGGUUAUUGUGUUCUCUAACAGAUAUUUUUGGGACAAGGUACUGGCAGCAAAUCAGGGGCUUUCUGGCUUCCCAGCCUUCUGGCGUUCCACUGUUGGAAAGGUCCCCUUGGAACCCUCGUCUGCAAACUUGCCUCCACUGGAUUGUGUACCGAUUCAAACUUGCGUGCACACACCUGACCUUUAAAAGUGAAAACAGGGUGUGUCUACUGCACCGUAUUAAAAGUCAGGCUUUGAUUUAAUUAUAAAUCAGGUGCAAUAGCUCAGUCUGCCGCGCGCCGCCCCCGUCCCCCUUUGCUGUAUCCUUUAGUCUUUUUCAUACCAUUUCUAAUCUUCGAUUAUUGUGCAACACUUGCUGUUGGCAUUGUGAAACUAGUUUGUUCUGUUCUUGCUUGGCAGAAUUCCCUGUAAAGUUGGCUUUUUAUCAUGAGGAGAGUCUCUCACACACCCCACACACUUUGGAUUUGCAUAUAUAUCUUGUGCAGAAAAGUAGCUUAAAUGGUUGGGACCAUUUGAUAACAAGCUGUAAAAGAAAUCAGUAACUUCCUUGUUGUUACAAAGCUUCUGUAGUUACAAUCUCAUUGCAGAAAUUACCUCACCCAAGAAGUAUUUGGGUUAUGUUGUGCUUUUCCAUUUAUAAGUUGUGUUGCUGAAUUUCAUUUACAGAGUAGCCUGGAGAUCCCAACCCCCUAUGUCUUCUUGGCUUUCCAAUGCUUACCAAAUGUUAACCACCACUCCACACCUUAAUUUAGUCUCCACACCAUAAUCUAGUCUUUUUCAGCAUUCUUGAACUAUAGCAAUAGGAUAAAUGAAACCCAGAUAUUUGGGCUUCAACCAGAUCUGCAAUUAAUGGGGUUUACACCACAAUCCAAAUUUUUGUUUAUUCAGUCUUACCGAUUUCCAAGACCCACUGAUCACACAACUGUGGGCCUGAUUGACUUCUGUGCUUCCAUGAUGGCUGGGAUUCAGAACUACUUUAGCUAUCCCAUAAGGCCAGUGGGGUUUCUUUAUUCAUUUCCUUUGAAUGGUGGACCACUAUGCCAUGUCACAAACCUUUGGAAUCCUAAAAGUAAGGGAAUGAGGAUCUGCUCCUUGAGAAAGACAUGUUCAGAUUCCCUUAGGUACAUGCAAAAAUUGCAUGGUUCCUUGCAAUCCAGUCAACAGAGAGAAAAGGGGGCUGUAGCUCAGUAGUGGAAGCCAAGAACAUGAGUUGCAUAAGCAAGAUUCUGGGUUCCAUUCCUGACUUCUGCACGCAGGGCUGGGAAGGAUUCUUGCCUUAAACACUGGAAAGCGACUGCCAGUCACUAUAGAUAGUACUGACCUAGGUAAGGACCAAUGGUUCGACUUGUAUGUGUAUAUAUAAUGUACUAAUAACUUAAAUGGCUUGUUGAGACAGACAGAUGCAAAUAUCUAACAUAGAUUUAUAAAGUACCAAGUCCGUAAUCACCGGAAUUGAAUUCCUGAAAUUUGUUGCUUAAGACUUACAACCUAGUUUUUAAUAAUUUGUAUUUUACACAAAAGUUAAUUAUUGUUGACUUUUCAUUUGAUUCUGUUCACUCUCCUUUUUAUGAGAAAGAUCCUGCAAAGGAUACAACUCACUCAGCAUUGUAAACCACUGUGAUAUAUUUUUAUUACCCUUAUGUGAUAAAGGUAUAAAUACAUUGCAGUUUUAGGAUGCCACUGACUGAAAGAAAGUAGGUCAGAAUAUAUGGACAAGUGCAAGAGUGUGCUUAUGUGUAUGUGUGGUUUUUUUUCUUAAAAGAUAAAACUUGGGAGAAAUACAAGCACUUCACCUAUAUUAUCAGAUAUAUUAUCUCAAUAAACCUUAGAACUACGCAGUAAGGUAGCAGAGUAUUAUCAAGAUAAUUUGUAUGCAGUAGGCACUAAUUGUUCAAAACAAUGCAGUGAGUAGAACUGUCAUACAGCUCAAUCAGAAAAUAUUACUAGAUGGUUGGGGUAGGGGAGCAGGCUGGAAAUUAGCAACCAUUAAUUUUUUUAAUUUGUAUAUACUGUUCAAGAGAGUGGUGCUCUUAACAUCUGUUUCUGCUUCUCAGUGAUGGCUCUUAAACUAAAACCCUGCAUCUUCUUCUUUCAGGUACACAAGAAAUCUUGUGGAUAAAGGAAAUGGAAAAUUCAAUUUGAUGAUCUUAUGCUGGGGUGAAGGCCAUGGCAGGUUUGUGGCUCUAUAUAUUUUCCCCAUAAUAUAAAGCUAUAUAGGCAGAGGGCCUUCUCGGUAGUAGCGCUCGCCCUGUGGAACACCCUCCCAUCAGAUGUCAAGGAAAUAAACAACUAUCUGACUUUCAGAAAACAUCUGAAGGCAGCCCUGUUUAGGGAAGUUUUUAAUGUUUGAUGUUUUGUCGUGUUUUUUAAUAUUCUGAGUCGCUGGGGAAGCUCAGCCAGAUGGGUAGGGUAUAAAAUGGUGAUGAUGAUGAUGAUGAUUGUUAUAUAAUACAUUGCAUCUGUGCCACAAAAAAUGUAUUGUAGCCUUAUAUAUACGGUAUAUUAUAAAAUUCCAUUAACUCUAACCUUUCCAAAAGCUUUGGGUGGUUCUCUACAUUAAUUUUUUUUUUUUAAAUCCAACUAUUUAAAAUUAAACCAAAGCAGUACACCAGCUCUUAAGGAUCCAUUUUUGCAUAUUUGAUUGUUUCAGUUAAUCAGCAUUUAAUCUCUGGGUUCCUUACACUUUUUAAAAACACUUUAAAAGACCAUGUGAAAAGGUGAAUAUGGCUUUGUGAGUAACCCAAGUUCUGUGUGUGAUCCUGCUCAGGGAAGGGUGGGGCAGGUGAAUAUGUCAUUGACACAAGGGCUGGCCAAUCAACACUGUGCAGAUCCAGCCUCAUCUGCAAGCCAGAGGUACCAGAUUUCCCAAAGUCCCUUUAAAAAAAAGGCCAUAUGUUAUUGUUCUGAGAACCAUUUCUCUCUAUGUACUAGAUAUAUACGCCCUUUUUCUCUUGCCUCUGCAAAACAGACAAUUAUCAGACAUCUCUUAAGCAUGAGGAAUGUGAUGCUUCUUUGUCAGAGCAAACUGUUGUAGAACCACUUGGUGACUUCCUUCUUUGUGCUUUCUUACAAUGGUAGUAGGUUUUUCAUUGCUCUAUGUAUGAUAGCCCCAGUGUUUUACUAAAGGGGCAUUGUGCCGUCUCUGCCUCUAGUCUAAAGCAGAGUUUGUCAAAUGAGAGAGUUCCCCCUCAGAACCCCAAUUUUGUAAAUCAGUAAGAUCUGGUCAAUGUACCCUUGACAAUUCCCAGAACACAAUGGGUGGCAUUCAAUUAAGUUUUAUUCAGAGUAGACCUAUCAAAAUUAAUGGACCAAAGUUAGUCAUGUUCAUUCAUUUCAAUGGCUCUACACUGACUAAAAUUGCAUGCUACCCAAUAUGCCAAACUUUGGGGUUCAAUGGCCUCUGCAGCUGUUGCAUUGAAUCCUGAAAUGCCCUUUUUCCGUUUGGGUAAAAUGCUGUCUUGUGAUGCGAUGAUUUAAGACUCUGAGGAUUGUGGAAGUGAGGAGUUCCGUUUUCACAAAAAUGUAAUUUGCACUAGGAAAGCUACAGGUGGUGUUUGCUUAACCCUUCUCCCAUCCCACUGCUUUUCCUUCCAGUUGGGAUUCCCAGAUGUGUUUUUGCUGCAUCAGGAAGGAAAAAACUGCUGGCAAGGGGAUUCAGUAGGUGGGGAAGGGUGACACUUUUCUGGCUGCUAUCUUUCUUCUGAAAAUAUGUGCAGGUGUAUACACGCACCCCUAAAUAGCAAAGAAAAAGUAGCUCAGAUUCCAAGAUUUGAGUUAACCUCUAGCUACCUAGAUUCAUCAGAGAGAAGAUGCUGAGGGCAGUAAAAGAUACCUGGGGAGGGGAUGUUUGUCUUCAUACAACUACAGUUAUGGACAGUGAGAAAGAGCUGAACUAUAGGAUUCUUUUGGUACCACAGUGAGCUGUCCAGCAAGAUAAGCUGGCAGAGAAUAUACUUUUGGAUGCUAGGAAGUUCAGGAAAUUAUUUUGGGAAUAAGUUUCUUAUCAUCGCGUAUUAUUAUUAUUUAUUAUUAUUAUUAGUUCACUUUUAAUCUAGUGUCCAAUGAUCCUUCAAGGGGUGGGGUGUCUUUAUUAACAAUACUGUUACCUGCCUUUAACUCCUAGGUCGCUGUGGACCUUACAUUAUUACCUGUGAUCCCUGUGCUUGGUUUGAUCCUGGAGCACACGCACACACAUACAUACCCUAAGCCAAUUUGGGAGGACAUGGGUGGAAAAGGGGGAACCCCAUUACACAAGUAGAACUUUUUGUGCUGAUGAGACUCAUUAGGUGAACCCCACCAAAAAUAAACAAGUUCUUAGUUCUCUUAAUAAAUCUUGUUAUGACUUGAUCUGGUGCAAGUCUGCACAAAGAUUACUGAAGUUAAAACCAAUAAUGAACAAGAGUUUCAACCUCCCCUAAUAAGGAGUGGAAGCACAUCUGGCACAUUGUUAUGCAGAUUUAUCUAGGGCUGCCUCACCCUGUCCCACUUGUGACCAUUCAAACUAAACAGACAACCUACCCAUGUAUGGUAGCCUACUAGAGGCCGAAUAAAUAACCUGCUUUUGCUGCCUUUCUGUGACCACAGAAAAAACAACGGGCUGCUGCAGGCAACCGUAUGUGACUGUUGGGCUGUAUUGAGCUUGGUGGCAGGUCACAAACUGUGCAAACCUGACAUAGGAGCAUUACUUUUUUCAACACUGCAAGCUAAUGACUCAGUUUGAAUGUAAUGUUGGGCCACAGUUUACUGCUACAGGAAUGAACCUACAGAAUAAUUUUCAGGUUAACCUCAUUUUAUAAUUGCAUCUGACAAGGGCAAACUGUGGCCAGUUAAAAUUGAUAUACUGAAACAAGCCUGGGUCAAACCAUAGUUUAUUAUUCUAGAUUAUUGCAACAAACCACAGUUUCAACUGAGUUCAAAGGCUAGAUGUAAGUCAAAAUUGGUUAGCUUAAACUAGGAAGUGAGUGCUCUUAAUCUUCUGCUAGUGGCCACGCCGAAGGAGGAAUGCUUGAGUUCAAGGUUCAUUUAGCUAGCAUUGUGCCCAAACUGGGCUGUUGGUUAUCUGUGGUUUUUCUCCAGAAUUGCACUCCCAAGUUUCUGCCAAGUGCAUUGUGGUUUGCGAGACAGAUGAGCAGCUGCUUAAAAAUAAGAAACCACAGCUUGUUUUAAUUUGUUGCACAAGCAGCACCAGUUAGUCAAGGAGUCAAUUAAAUCUGAAUGGGGGAGUGACAACGUGGCGUUUCCCCCCCUGCUCCAGAAUAUAGCCAGUAACAGAGAAAGAACACUGCCACAUAUUUUCCAAUGGAAAACAUGAGUGACUGUUUUGAAUCGAGUUCAUGAUGUAAAAGAAAAUUAUUAUGUGUAUCUGAAAUGAGAAGUUUCAUCUCUGGAGGUAGUGGUGCUUUUUUGUUAGAGGGUUGGGUCCGAAAGCCAAACAUAAAUAUAGCAUCGGUUUUUAUCUUAAAUGGAAUUCAAUUCAAUGGACAACUAUAAGAGAGCUUCCAGGCAAAAGGUUGUGUAAGUAACAGGCAGGCUGUGUCUGCACUCUUGCUACCCACAAGCAACAUAGAGACUGCCAGUUCUAGUGGUGGUUGCUGUCGACGAGUAGCAUAGUACUAGCCAGCAACAUUCACCUCUCUUGCCCUCAAUUCAUACAAAUUAGUGCCUUUUCACUGAGGCACCAUUUCCCCUUCACUUCUCAUUCAUACACAUUGUGUAGAUGCUGGUCAAGUAGCUCCUUCAUUGCAGCCCAAGUCCUUUCCCAGGUAAUGCCUUUGAGUUAUGGUCCUAUUGUUUAAUUGAAUUCCUAUCUAGAUAUACCCAGCCAUUGCCAAAGAACAGAUUAUUAGCAAAUUUUGUCAAUGACAUCGCAGUUUCCUCAAAAUCCUCUAGCAUUGCAGUCUCUCUGUUCAUAUUUGCAGAAAUUCUAAUAUUUCUCUUUAAAUCUGACUCUUUUUUCACUUUCAUCCCACUUUCAAGACCACUAUAAAAUGAUGUGGGCAAUAACAAUAUUUCUCUUGUAUUAGAUGUACAGCACAGUAAGCCCUUUUGACUUCAAUGGAGCUUACUCCCAAAUAAAUGGGGUUAGGGUUGCAGCCAUAAUCAUUUUAUGGUACAUUAUGUUUAUACUACAGUCAACUUGCAACUUGCACACAUUUAACUUACUCGAUUGCAGCUUUAUGUGCUUAGUGGCCAACCAGCUGACACUGCACAAAUUAAAUGCAAGUCAGAAAGCUUAAAAGCUCUUUUUUUGCGUGGUAAGCCUGCGGGGUUCAGAAAAGGAUGCUUGCAUGGGGGCAGUUCCAGGAUUGUUUUGAUCAUAUGCAAUUUUGGCUUCACGUGCUAUCCGCAGAACACAACCCUUAUGCAAGUUGAGAGUCAGCUGUAUAUGUAAAAGUACAACAGCCCUGCUAACUUCAUAAUGGUAUUUUUUGUGUUUGUGUACAUAUACAGCAGUAUCCAUGAUCACACAGAUUCACACUGCUUUAUGAAAAUGCUUCAAGGAAAUCUAAAAGAGACGCUGUUUGAGUGGCCUGGCAAAAAGGGGACUGGAGAGCUGCUGAAGAAAUCUGAAAGGGUUUUGAAGGAAAACCAGUGUGCUUAUAUUAAUGGUAAGCCCUUUCGUUUUGGUUCAUCGUAGAUACCCAAAAAACCUUAUAACUUCUUGGCUAGAUGUUUCAAAUCUUGGAAGGUAAGGUGUUUUUUUUCAUUUCUUGGAUAAAAGAAUAGGACACAUGGGGACAUUUCAUGUUAUAGAAUAAGUCUAAUCUUUCCUCUGCUGAUAGCCCACUUCGUUUCUUCCUUAUAUCUGAACUACUGUGUGCAGAAUUUAGAGUUUACAAAUUAGGCAUAAGAUUCCUGUGCAUAGUGUUGCUGACCUUCACUGGUACUCCUUUUAAACACAGAGACCUAUUGUAAUAGAUGCCAUGGAAUGGAUUUUAAAUGCUGCUACAAGCACCAUGGUUGCAUGCAGCAUUUCCAAAAAAGUUAUUUAUCCUAAUCUGUUUUUAGGACCUUCCAUUAUAUCCCACCAACCUUUGUGGUGGUUCUGAAAACUGAGAUGAUAGGUAGAGCUCCCCUCACCCCCCCCCCCAAAUCAGAUUUAAGCACUGUAGCAAGUGUCUUGAUCACAAAAAAACAGAGACCCCCAAGGUAGUGUCUGUAGGCAAAAAAAGGGCUGUGAUAAGGAAGAAAUACUAAAGCUUCAUGGACAAUUUUUGGAACAGAAUCGUCACCUGGGGCUGACUGCAACAUUGUCUUCAGUCUACUCCCCAGCCACAUCCUUCCAACCAUUUUCUGGCAUGGCUGUCAACAGCACUGGCAGGGACCUGUACAGUACCUGUUUUAGAACCAAUGGAUAGCAUCCAUCGCAUUAGUUGCUUGUUCUGCACUCACCAUGGAUUAAAAUGGGGACUUUAACACCUCACAACUUUAAUCAUACACAGUGGAUUUUCACCCAAGUCAUGGAGAGGCAGACUCUUGUAAUAUUUGGGAAUUUUUGACAUAAACUUAACAGACAAGAGAAGGAAGUGAAAAUAUGUUUGGGUUGCAAAAGGAGCAUCAGAACUGAGUGAGGGCUGCACUUCAAGGCAAAAUAUUCAAAGUAUUGUAUCUCAGUUCUGUUCAGAAUUUUGUGAAACUUGGCCAAUUUAUCAUGCUUACCACCCAGAUUCUCCAUGCUUUCAUUUCAGGUGGGAUUCAUUUUUUUUACUUUGAGGAUUAGAAUGUCUGAGCUUACAUGGAGUGGACUAUUUAUUUUUGCAUUGGGGAUUCCAUAACUGUUAGCUGCCUUGGGCUUUUUUAAAAUAAAAAUGUGGAGUAUGAAUGUAACUAAUAAUAAUAAAUAAUGGUAGAACAUGAUUUGAUCCUUCCAUCUUACAGAAGCCAUCUUUGCCAGGAUAAUGUCAAGAUGGCACAUGCCACAUUGGCCUUAGUUGAUUUUGGUUAUUUUCAGUUGUGGUUUAUUCUUGUAUGUCAGAUGAGAAAAAUGUCCUCUCUGCAUUUCCCUGGGGAAACAACUUCAGUUCAAUACCUCUUACAAGGAACUAAAAUCUCAGCUAUGUUUUUUCCUCUCUGUUGUUUUCAUGUCCAAACACUUUGAUUUGGAAUGAAAUCAAAAACAAAUGAUGUAUGCACACAAGCAACUUUGAACAUUGCCGAAAGGCAUUGUCUCUUCUUUCUGAACAUCUUCAAACUAAAAUAGUUGCUACACAGAAAGGUAUGCCAAGCAAAAAGGGGGGCGUAAUCACAUGUAUGGGAGUGUGUUGCUUAUGAGACUUUACAACAAAUGGAUGUCCACAACUUACAGCUCAAAGAUGGGUAGGUGGCAAUUUGGCUUCCUUUAUACAAUAUUAAUUCAACUAUAAGUUUUGCAUCAAGCCAGCUCAUGUGUUCAGAUUUUAUAAAGCAACAAUAUGUUUACUGAUGCUAAGGUAGCACCUGAAGAUUGCCAGGUUUUGUGGAUUUUUUUGGAUAUCAAAAUAUGGUACCAUAUUUGAAAGACCUGUUUAGGACAUCACAAUGGUAAAUAACUUGAUAUUUUUACAUAAGGCAUUAAAAUGGCUAGUUAUACUUAGAAAAGGCACAACCAAUUACUGGAAGAAUAAAGACUUCACCCCAGAAGAACUAUUUCCUUCAUCAUAGGGCUAAUGUCCUUACUAUCUGCUUAAAAUACAGUUUGGGGAAUCUUUUGAGUAAGAGGGCCCUUUGCUCCUCUGCACAACGUUCCAUGUGAAGCAUUCCAGUGAGAGGCAGGACUAGAGGCAAAAGUGAGCAGACCAAUGAAUGUGACCCAUUGCACAAUGAGCUACAUUCCAGCACCAUGCAAAAGUCAGUGUUGUUACACACAUCUCUCUACCUCUAUCCCCACGAGCAAGAGUUGGACACAUUUCAGCUUGGCGAAAGAACUCAAAUGUAGAAUAUGGCUGGUGAAGGUGAGGCCUAGAGAAGCCUGAUGGCUAGUUAAAGAAGCCUGGUGGGGCCCUGAGAAUUUCCAAACUUGAUUUAAAAUAUAGCAUCUUUUCCAACCCAAGUUCUUGGAAAAAUAAUGGUCUUCUCUAUUUCAUUUAUUUUCCCUAGAAUUUUUACAGCAUCUUUAAAAGAGAAUACUGCAUUUGUACUGGUGGCAGAUGAUUAAAUUCACAGCACUUGAGAUCUCACUAACAUUAAUGGAGACAUCCUGUUGGCGUUUAUCAGACUAUAACUAUGCAAAAUUCACCUAGAUUUUUAAAGAAGCUAGGCAUUUUACUUUAUUUUAUUUUAAAAGAUCCUAAAAUUGAGGGUAAAAUUGUUGGAUAAAUGAUCUAACCCAGUGCUCUUGUGUUUUCUUUCGUUAGACUGCAUUGGCUUACACCGUGUGGAGAACCCAAGCCAUACGGAAACUGCUGUUAGUCUCCAUUUGUACAGCCCACCCUUUGAAUCUUGCUACACUUUUGACCAAAGAACGGGACACAAGCAAAAAGUUAAAAUGACAUUUUAUAGUCAGUUUGGAGAAAGGACCCCAUAUGUAAGUAUAAGGAUUUGCACCUUGCCUGUACCAUUUAGCUGAUCACUGCAACCUUUCUAUGGAAAGAAGGCAGCUCUUGGCUGAGGCACAUCAUGCUAAUAAAUGAACCCCUUGCUGGAGGCCCAAUAUGUUAAUUUAUUAUUAUUAUUAUUUAUUAAAUUUGUAUACCACCCUUCAUCCAAAGAUUACAGGGUGUUUCACAACAUAAAAAUAAUACAUUCAUUGGAUUUCUGAUGAGUUGCAAAUGUGCUGGAGCAGGGACCAGAGCAGAGGGCCAUGAACUGCCAUGUUGUUCUGGAAGGAAAGGGGAUGCUGCAAAGAAGCCAACUUGGGAAUCAAUAAACCAGUGGCAUAGCCAGUGGUGUAGCGUAGGUUGUCAGCACCCGGGGCAAGGCAAGUAAUUUGCACCCCCUAACCCGUGGAUUUGCGCCCCCUAACCCGUGGAUUUGCGCCCCCUAACCCCCAGAUGUUGCGCCCGGUGCGGCCGGCCACCCCUGCACCCCCCACGCUACGCCACUGGGCAUAGCUAGGGGUGCACUGGGAGUAAAUUGCCCUGAGCAGCAUUUACCUUUGAGGGCAGUACACCGGAGCCCAAGCUGGCGCACAAGCCCAGCAUGGCGCUCUUAAAAGCAGUGCGGGGCUGGACUCACAGCACGCCCAAGCUGUUGUAGUCCCUUUCCUAGCUGGUGCCCCACCCCUAUGGCACUGCAUGCGCGCCCCAGACGCCGUCAGGCCUCAUUAUGCCACUGCAAAAAAAGACUUGCAGGGCUACGAACUCCAGGAUGGAGCAUUUGUAUAUUUGCCUAAGAGUUAAAACAUAGCUAAAUAUGUUCUGCAAUUUCCCAUUAAAAAUACACAGCAAACUAAGAUUUGAUUUAAAUGUUCAGCUACAGCUCUUCCCACAGUGUCAGACUGCCAGAAGAGUAAUAUUUUUAAAACUAUUAAAAUUUCAAGGGGAAAAAACAGCAACCCCAAAAGCUCUCUGAACAUAGAAAACUAGCCUUUUGUUAAAUGUUUAUGCCAGAAUUAUUAUCCCAGACACUGUAGCUCUCCUUGGGCAGGGCUUUGCCCUAUGGGAAUAUUAAAAAAUGAGGUAAUUUUAUCUUCAGUUUUGAAAGGGCUGUUCCAUGUAACGUUUAUGAACAUGUGUAGUAGAAUGAAAUGAGAGCAUGUGGAUAUUUUUCAAGCAACUUUUAAUGAAGGCUUUCCUAUAGUGUCUUUUACAGCAGCCACUUCAUGAGGCUGCCCCCUAUACUAUUCCUCGGAGGCCUGUAUUAGGACUUUUAUAUCUGCCAAGUGUUUUAGCCUCUAGUCUUUUUCCUCUGCUUUGCUGAGAUCCUUCACUGCUCUGCUUGCUGCAAAUGACUGUUACACCAUAGUGAUGAUUUCAACCUUCAGUAACAUCCCCAAAAGUCUUUGGGCAUAAGAAAUAUAAGUAAAUUCCAAACACACCCAGGUAUGAAAAGGGCUUGGUGUUGGAGCACAGAGCCAAACAGCAAAAAACUAUCAAGUGGGAGCCAUGGCAGAAUUUAGUUACCCUCUAUUCGGCUCACAUGUUUUUAGAUUUUGUACCUCAGAGACUUCUUUACUUGAAAUAACUGAAAAAUCUAGACAACAAAGAUUCUCUCUCUUCUUUCUAGGCAACAUCAGUUUCACAAGAGAACAACUGAAAAGCACAGUUGUGCGGCUGGAUGGUUUAUUAUUUGAACCGGAGCAGAAGGAUUGUAUGAUUGAUGCCAGUGCCAAGCUGUGUCUGAAUAAUCUCUAUGUAGGACAACAGUAGAACAGCUAUUUGGUCAAGUAGUUAUCAUUCAUGAUUCCUGUCCUCUUGAACACUAAAGGGCGUAGUGCCAUGUAUUGCUGCAGAGUUCAAAUGACUCUCGCAACCUACCAUAAAACCAGGGUCCUUUCCCCACCAUUUCUACUUUUGAGACUGUGUACACAAACAUCAGCAUUUGGGCUUUUAAGUAUGACUUGACUUUCUUAACAGCCCUACCCGUUUGAAUGUAUGCCAUUUUUACUAGUAAUGUAACUUCUUGGUGUCAUCUGUACUGUGUACUGUAUACUGUUAGCAGCUUCAUUUUAACCAGGGUUCAAUGAUCUGUUGGAACUUUUAAAAAUUGUUUGUGCAUCUUAAAAUCUUAUGUGUAAGAUCUGAUUUUUUUUUAAAACGAAAGAAUAAAAUAGGAGCAAUAAUGUCUUGUACCAACACUUAUGUCCUGGAGAAAAUGUUUGUUAAUAUCUGUUAAACGUUAAUGAUGUUGAAUGGGAUUAAUUUUUAGUUUUUAAAGCGAUUUGUAUCAUAACUUGCCCCAAAACCUGAAUAAAACUGAAUACGGGCACACUUUC